Messenger RNA from Ilyonectria robusta, 501 nucleotides. RefSeq lists its product as uncharacterized. The transcript has 2 exons. NCBI's taxonomy places the organism in Eukaryota, Fungi, Ascomycota, Sordariomycetes, Hypocreales, Nectriaceae. The coding region runs from base 1 to 501 and encodes 166 amino acids. The record is from RefSeq and is a predicted model, not a curated record.
AUGAAUGCACCGUCAAGGCCACCUUCAGACACGGAAGGCGAUGGGCCAUCGGUCAUACUGGCGGCUUGUGACUGUGCCUGUGCCUGUGGGGUCUCGAUGGUGGGAAGCUCGGAGACCCAAGGUGGAGGCGAGACUUGCUGCGUAGCCUGGGGAUACCCCGAGCUGCUUGGUGCACCUUUCAGAGUAGAGAUGUAUUCUCAAAGGUCUCGCACGCUCAGCGGGGUGUCGGGCGAAAAGUGGCGAACGAUUGUUGCCAUCAACUCGAGAUGUACAAUGUGCAAGCGAUCUGGAAAGAAUCUGGAAAGAAUCUGGAGAGAAUCUGGGGGCGGGUCACCAAAGCAAGGGCCCCUGCCCCCCGCACUAGCGAAUGCGGGGAAGGCUGUACCGACAGUGCCGAUUACCAAAGGAAUCAUCAUCAUUGGACCGAGGGAACAGUUAAACAAGGCAGAGGCUCAGCGGUCACCGACUUACUCCACAUCCAACUUACCCGAGUUUCGGUGA